AUGUCUAAUGGCAAGAAAUGUUAUUGGAAUUGGGAUUUAUUGGGUAUUAAAAAUUUUCAUUCUCGACGUAGUAAUGGUAAAAUAAGAAUCAAAUUUGAUCUGAGUUGUAAUGAUACUCAAGCAGUAAAACAACAGUCAACAGAUCAAAAGUUCAACGAUCAUAUACGACAAAAAACAGCACAACGACAAAUAAAAAGUAGCCGAAAAGCGUCAGAAAUCCGCAUACCUUGGGGUAAAAUAGAUGUACCCAAUAGUUGUUUUCAGUCGAAAACACAAUCGUUAGUACCGAUAUCAUCAACAAAAACUGGGAAAGUCCACAUCUAUUUGAAUUCAAAAUGUCAACGUUCAGCUGAUAUGAAACGUAAUCCACGUCGUAUAACAUGGACAGUUUAUUACCGUCGAAAACAUAAAAAAGGUCAAGCUGAACAAGAAAUUAAAAAACGAACGCGUCGUACAACAAAAUUUCAACGUGCUAUCACUGGUGUUACUUGGAAUGAAAUAUUAGCUAAACGUAAUCAACAACCAGAAUUUAGAAAAGCACAGCGUCAAGACGCCAUCAAUGCUGCCAAACAAGCCAAAAAAGCGAAAGCACAACAGAAAAAAACAACAACACCAUCGGUGAAAGCCGGCAGACCAGUGAAGAAAGUUGAAAAAAUUCAAAAAAAUAUACCAAAAGGUGGUCCAAAAAAAGGCACACAACGUUAA
Messenger RNA from Didymodactylos carnosus, 705 nucleotides. The record is from the annotation of a GenBank genome assembly. Lineage: Eukaryota; Metazoa; Rotifera; Eurotatoria; Philodinida; Philodinidae.